GGGAACGGAAUAUCGGAUUAACCCCAAUUACAUUAACCCCUCUCUCUCUCUCUCUCUUAUUUCUCUCUUGUUCGCCACACCAUCUGAAUCCGACCGGGGCAUCUUUCCACCGUCUCCGGCGGCGACGGUUCCACCUCUGUCCCCGGCGGAGGAGUGGAAGCUGGAAUCGAGGCAUUGCAGAUAGUGUAGGAUGUCCAAUCAUCUCUCCGGUGGAGCAUAAAUCUUUCAGCAAUUGAGAUUGAUUCCUGCAUUCUGAUUCACCAACACCCCCAAAGGAUUGGGGUUACCGACUGAAUAUCCAUGAUACUGUUGCAGUCGCACUGCAGAUAUCUGCUGCAAGUCUUGUCUACUCGGGUGCAGAAUCUUGAAAAAGGAGUUGAAUUAGACUGCCAGUGGGUUGAAUUUGAUGAUGUCCGCUACCAUAUUCAGGCAACUGUAAAGAAUCCAAAUCUCGUUCUACUAUCACUGUCACUACCUGCACCACCUCCAGAAACUGUAUUUUUGGGGGGACUUCCUCAAGGAGCUAUAGAAGCAAUAAAAGCAGCAUACGGCGUGGUUUUACAAAUUCUUGAUCCCCCAAGAGAUGGUUUUAAUCUGACAUUGAAACUGAACUUGUCCAAACUUCCUCCAGAUGAAGAGCAAAAGCAAGCACUCCUGGUAAAGAUUGCUUCUAUAAGAGAAGUGGUGCAAGGUGCACCAUUGAGAGUGAUUCUGAAACAACUUGUCUCACGAGGUGUUAAGUCUGAUUUAAACCAGCUCGUUUCCCUUGUCCAUCGGCCAAACGAGUCAUUUUUUGUUAUUCCUCAGGCAGAAAAGGUGACCGUGAUUUUCCCCAUGCGUUUCAAGGAUUCCAUAGAUACUGUUCUUGCUACUUCUUUUCUUCAGGAAUUUGUGGAAGCAAGGCGAACUGCUGGGCUUAACAAUGCCCCUCCUUGCUUAUGGUCUUCUUCUCCCCCUCAAGAAUUGAACGGAGUUUCUGAUCAAGCAUUAUCAGCAAAUGCUGGAUUCGUCAGUUUUGUUAUAUACCCUCGCCAUGUGGAAGGCAGAAAGCUGGAUAGAACUGUUUGGAGUUUAUCAACAUUUCAUGCUUAUGUCAGCUAUCAUGUCAAGUCGUCAGAGGGCUUCAUGCAUACUCGGAUGAGACGUCGUGUGGAGUCACUGAUAGAUGCACUAGAUCGUGCGAAACCAGAUUCAGAGAAAUCGGAGAAAGCCAGCAAAACGGAACAAAAUAGAUCCUUCAAGCGAACGAACGUCAGGGACGGCCGAAGCAGUUUCAAUUCAAGAUGAAAUCAGCCGGACCAAUAAAAUGACUCGACUUACAAUGAAAAGUGAGAAAUUACGGAGCGAUCCCUUUUUUAACAUUCUUUUCUUCAAGAAACAAACCCGUUCUCUGUAUAUCAUAGUUUAUUUUUUAUUUUUUUAAUAUUUAUUUAUUUUCAUGUAUGUAUUGUUAGACGUUCCUUUCCGAGGAUGAUACUUUUCGUGCUUUAAGGAGGUUUUGCAGAAGUCUUUUAAAUGUUGAACUUAAAGAAUAGUCUUCCAUACUUGUAUGGGGUAUAUAAACAUCAAUCUUUCAUUCAAUAUGAAAAAUACACACUUCCAUGU
Messenger RNA from Erythranthe guttata (spotted monkey flower), 1605 nucleotides. RefSeq names its product Arp2/3 complex, 34 kD subunit p34-Arc (gene DIS2). Lineage: Eukaryota; Viridiplantae; Streptophyta; Magnoliopsida; Lamiales; Phrymaceae. Gene Ontology annotation, biological process: Arp2/3 complex-mediated actin nucleation; actin filament polymerization. Gene Ontology annotation, molecular function: actin filament binding; structural constituent of cytoskeleton. The record is from RefSeq and is a predicted model, not a curated record. Gene Ontology annotation, cellular component: Arp2/3 protein complex; actin cytoskeleton.